Molecule: messenger RNA, 195 nt
Organism: Cooperia oncophora
Lineage: Eukaryota; Metazoa; Nematoda; Chromadorea; Rhabditida; Trichostrongylidae
Source: the annotation of a GenBank genome assembly
AUGGUUUGGACGAAAGAGAACAAAAUUUUCAAAACUGCAUUCGACGCUUGCGAAGGAGGUGUGAAGUUCUGGCGCGAGGGAAGAGCUGUUAUGUGUGAUUGGGGAGCAGAAAAACCUCGCCGUUCUCGCGCUCUAACGAUAUGGCUUGCGUUCAGGCUGAAUGGCUUGCAAGGGCUCCGAUAUUACGUCAAAAAC